Messenger RNA from Seminavis robusta, 270 nucleotides. Lineage: Eukaryota; Bacillariophyta; Bacillariophyceae; Naviculales; Naviculaceae. The record is from the annotation of a GenBank genome assembly.
AUGGACGACCUGCUGGAUCGUCGAAUGGAGGAGGGUUCCAGCUCGAAUUCGAGUGCUGGAGAUCUCUCCUCCCUGGAUGGUCUGGUUCCUAUCAAGACCGAUAUCCAGUUCUAUUGGGACCCUGCCCCAUCCUCUAAGUCUCCUGGCAGUGAGAACCUCAAGCCCCUGAAGAAACUACCCCACAAGUUUUUGACGAGGAAGUUGCAACAAGCCUUUGUGGCCAAACGAAAACAUCGUGUCAACGAAGAACAUGAACCUUUGAUAUCUUAG